This is a messenger RNA of Kockovaella imperatae, 2253 nucleotides long. RefSeq lists its product as hypothetical. Lineage: Eukaryota; Fungi; Basidiomycota; Tremellomycetes; Tremellales; Cuniculitremaceae. The record is from RefSeq and is a predicted model, not a curated record. The transcript is spliced from 13 exons. Gene Ontology annotation, molecular function: zinc ion binding. The coding region runs from base 1 to 2253 and encodes 750 amino acids.
AUGCUGGCCAAAACUCUUUCUGCUCCAGGCCUUCCUGCUGCAUCUUCCUCCCGUGGUCCGGUCAAAUUACCCUCAUGGCGAACCAGUGCCCUCGAUGGACCAAGCUCACCGAAACCCUCGUUGUCAAGACCUGGAUCCUGGAUUGGGGAGGCCUUUGAACUUUCAAGUCAGCCCUCUGGCUCAUACCACUCUCGCACCAAUGAACAUGAGCAAGACGCUGAUGAUGACGACGAGAUCCAAUUUCUCGAGGAAGCUCCCGCACACUUGAAAAGGACUACCAAUAAGGACAAUCCGAUUCCUAUCGAUGAUUCGGACGAUGAAGGGGAUAAGAAGAAUUCAAAGACUCGAGCUGUAGAAACAUUAUCGCAGAGUAAACGAAAAAGACAGCCAGUUUCGGCUGCGCCAAUGCUAGAUGAGGAUGGAUGGGAGAUACCCAAUUUUCCGGAAGAUUCGCCAAUCCCAUCGGACGAGGCUGGGCCUUCAACCAAACGGCCCCGAUUCGAGCCUCUCGACCCACAGGAAGCCCUUCUUCAGCUUCUCAAAGUCAUACCCGACGUCGACGAGGCAGCGGCUCUCUUCCAUUUGACUGAUCUGAUCAAUACUGGAAGAACCCAUGACUGUGUUCAGCGAACUGCCGCCAUUCUGCUUGAGCUCGAAGGUGGUUAUCCUAAGGCAAAGAAGGAGAAAGGCAAGGGUAAAGCUGUAGAGGAAUCUCCCGAGCUCUAUCGUGAUCAAGAUUACAGGAGGGCGGAACGGCUUGGCUGUGGUUACUUCCAGCUGAGUGAGAGGGAACUGGUUGGGAGUUUUGCCCAAAUCCCUGUCAACCACAUCCGAUCUACGUUCAAGACCCAGGGACAACUGUUGGUCCCAACUUAUACGGCUCUCCAGGGACAAAUGAAGCUCAAGGAACCACCGUUCGUCCCACUGAAGCGACCGAGAGCUUCCUAUUCAAACGACUUGGACCUCGCGCCUGAUCAUUGUAUGGAUAACAGCAAUCAGACUUAUGCCGGAGCUGCAGAGUUUUACAAGGAGAGGACCUGUUUGUUUGAAAUUAUUGCACGAGAUAAGGCUCAGGAUCUAGCGGCCGAGAUGGCGAAGACUGCCCACGAUACCGCACUUGCCAACGGUGAAGGUAUCGAGUGUGGAUGUUGUUUUGGAGAGGAAGUUUGGGAUAACAUGUUUCAGUGCGACGAGGGGCAUCUGUUCUGCCGCGACUGCGCCAAGAUGCAUGCCGAGACGAAGUUGGGGGAGCAGAAGACUGUCAUUGAUUGCAUGGAUGGAUCCGGCUGCAAAGCUCUCUUUCCAGAUUCUGAACUGAAGCGUCUGCUCCCUGUCAAAUUACUCGAACUAUACCAUCGCCUGAAACAAGCUGCCGAGCUAGCGCAGGCAAGCAUUGACGGUCUGGAGAGCUGCCCGGGGUGUGACUAUGCAGCAAUCAUCGAGAAUCCUCAAGAGAAACUCUUCAAGUGUGAAAAUGAAGCGUGCAUGCAGAUCUCGUGCCGCCAGUGCAAGAGACCCGAUCAUAUCCCCAGAACUUGUGAAGAGCUGGACAACGACCAAAAGCUCGACAAGAGGCAUAGCGUCGAGGAGGCAAUGUCAGAAGCGCUCAUUCGCAAGUGUCCACGCUGCUCCAAACCGUUCCUUAAGGAAUACGGGUGUAACAAAAUUCAUUGUACUGGCUGCAACACUUUGUCCUGCUAUGUGUGCCGACAGGUCAUCAAAGGAUACGAUCAUUUUGACCAAAAUCCAGACGUUCCAGGACAGGCUAGAAAUGGCACCAAGUGCCUUCUGCACGAUCCUGAAGAGCAUCAAAAGGACGCACAGACUGUCUUGGCGGCACGAGAUUUGGCUCAAAAGAACGUCAAGGAAGCGGCCAAGGCCCAGGGCUUGGAUCUCGAUGAUGCCGAUCUGCAUGUGGACGCCCCUGGCCAUCCUUACCUUCUUUACGGAGUGGCUCAGUACAAUCCUCCAGCUCAUCACUACGGUAUCCAACCUCGGCAUCAACCUGGUGCCAUCGGUGUGGUUGGAGCUGCGGGCCGUCCCGAAGCAGACCUCGCAGCUCGCUUCGCGGACAAUGACCAAUUGCUUGCAGGACCCGCACGACAAUUAGUGGACGGCCGACAGCAUGAAGCGCUCGGGGCACAACCAGGCCUGAUCCCUGCUGUAAGGGCCGGUCUUGCGCAUUAUCCAGCACCUGUGGGUCCUCGGCCGGCUCCUAAUGCUCUAGGCGGGGCUCUCGGCCCUUAUUGGUAA